GAUGGCGGCCCCCCAGCCACGGCGGUCCCAACGGGGCCCAACAUGUCCUGGUUCCCCGACGCGCCGCUGCUGGGGACGGACCCCCCCACCUUCCUGAUGUCCACAGCCGCCCAGGCCGUCUCUGGCUUCUUCGUCUGGACUGCGCUCCUCCUCACCUGCCACCAGAUCUACAUGCACCUCCGUUUCUACAGCUCACCCAGGGAGCAGCGCCACAUCGUGCGCAUCCUCUUCAUCGUUCCCAUCUACGCCUUUGAUUCCUGGCUCAGCCUCCUCUUCUUCACCAACGACCAGUACUACGUCUACUUUGACACCAUCAGGGACUGCUACGAAGCGUUUGUAAUUUACAGCUUCCUGAGUCUGUGCUACGAGUAUCUGGGCGGAGAGAGCGCCAUCAUGGCGGAGAUCCGUGGGAAGCCUAUAGAGUCCAGCUGCAUGUACGGUACCUGCUGCCUCAGAGGAAGAACCUACUCCAUCGGACUCCUGCGGUUCUGCAAGCAGGCCACGCUGCAGUUCUGCGUGGUCAAGCCUCUGAUGGCCGUCAUCACCGUGGUGCUGCAGGCCUACGGCAAAUACAAGGACGGAGACUUCAACGCUGCCAGCGGUUACCUGUACGUCACCAUCAUCUACAACGUCUCAGUCAGCCUGGCUCUCUACGCCCUCUUCCUCUUCUACUUCUCCACCCGCGAGCUGCUCAGCCCCUACAGCCCCAUGCUGAAGUUCUUCAUGGUCAAGUCCGUCAUCUUCCUCUCCUUCUGGCAGGGCAUGCUGCUGGCCAUCCUGGAGAAAUGCGGGGCGAUCCCUCAGAUCAACUCGCCGGAGGUGUCGGUGGGCGAGGGCACGGUCGCCGCUGGCUACCAGAACUUCAUCGUCUGCAUCGAGAUGUUCUUUGCAGCGCUGGCCCUGCGGCACGCCUUCACUUACAGAGUCUACAUGGAUAAGAGCCUCAGCUCUAGAGGACUUCUUCCUACAUACGGAGAGUUUGGCCGCUGCGCCCCGAUGAAGAGCAUCUCCAGCAGCCUGAAGGAGACGAUGAACCCUGGAGACAUGGUCCAGGACGCCAUCCAUAACUUCUCCCCGGCGUACCAGCAGUACACGCAGCAGUCCACCCUGGAGCGGGGGGCGCCGCCGCCCGCCCAGCGCGGCCCCCCCACCGCCCGCGGAGACACGGAGAAGACGCUCCUGCUCAGCUCAGACGAUGAAUUCUAGACGCCGUGUCGUCCCGCUGCUGAGGUGUGAGGGCCGGACCUUACGCCAUCAGCCCGUAGAACCAGAACCAGAACCAGAGCUGGUUCUACACGGGACUGCAGAGAAAGCCUUCACAAACAUUUCUUCCUCCACAAACCCAGAUGUCUUAUUUGGUGGGAACGCACAACGCUGAUUUACUGCUUGUACAGUUUCACUUCGUCAAUAGAAGCUUAUUUUUAUAUUUUUGCUGAUUUUACAUUUAUUUUUUAACUCAGUAAAAAUCUAUUCUUUAAAACAGACUUUUUAAAAUUCUAAUAGCAGUUAUCCCGAGGGAUGCACCGAUAUGUACAUUUGGUCUGCAUCACUUUUAUUAUUUAACAUUAUUUUAGACAUGAACGCUGUAAAACUGCAACAUUAAAACAUUAUAAAUAUUAA
Fundulus heteroclitus (mummichog) is the source of this 1620-nucleotide messenger RNA. It is a transcript of the gene tmem184ba, whose product is annotated as transmembrane protein 184ba. Gene Ontology annotation, biological process: transport. Lineage: Eukaryota; Metazoa; Chordata; Actinopteri; Cyprinodontiformes; Fundulidae. Gene Ontology annotation, molecular function: transporter activity. The transcript is spliced from 8 exons. The record is from RefSeq and is a predicted model, not a curated record. Bases 43 to 1206 code for a protein of 387 amino acids.